AUGGAUGUCGCUAUAAACGACCCUCGCGUGCGCGGUGCUCCACCAAAAGCUCCGCAGAGACCUGUGGACGCACGAGACCCGGACCCCCCGUGCACGCGCGUUCUGGACUCUUUCCCGGACCCCCCGUGCACGCGCGUUUUAGACUCUUUCCCGGACCCCGUUCCGGACCACCUGUGCACGCGCGUUCUGGACUCUGUCCCGGACUCUGAGCCGGACCCCCCUCCCCUGCACACGCGCACCAUGGACUCGGUGCUGGACCCUCUGUCCUCUCCUCCGUAUUUCGACGACGACGACUUCUUCACGGACCAGUCCUCGCGGGACCUGGACCCGGAGGACUUCCUGGACCCGGAUGUGGACUUCCUGGCCUCCCAGCUGCAGGACUACUACGGCCGGGGCUCGUGCGCGGGCUCGUGCGCGGCCCCGGACGGGGACUACGACCUGUCCUUCUCCUCGUGCUCGUCCAGCCUCUCGUGCGCGGACAGCGGCCCGGAGCUGUCCCCGCGCGCGCGCUCCCGCGGCGCGCCGCUGCUCCGGCGCCGGCGGCGCAUGCGCUCUGAGUCGGAGAUGCAGCAGCUGAGGCAGGCGGCCAACGUGCGCGAGCGCAGGCGCAUGCAGUCCAUCAACGACGCCUUCGAGGGGCUGCGCGCGCACAUCCCCACGCUGCCCUACGAGAAGCGGCUGUCCAAGGUGGACACGCUGCGAUUGGCCAUUGGCUACAUCAACUUCCUGGCCGAGCUCGUGCAGUCCGACCUGCCAAUCAAGAGCCCGCACAGCGAGACGCACGCGCAGCCCCGCAAGAUCAUCAUCUGCCACCGGGGAACCCGGUCCCCCUCCCCCAGCGACCCGGACUACGGCCUGCCCCCCCUGGCCGGACACUCCCUGUCCUGUCAGUUUUUUUUUACUUUCCUGUUGUUUGAAACUGGAGAAAAAAGCUCGAUGUCAGAAAGAAGUGUGGAACGAUAG
This is a messenger RNA of Menidia menidia (Atlantic silverside), 963 nucleotides long. The record is from the annotation of a GenBank genome assembly. NCBI's taxonomy places the organism in Eukaryota, Metazoa, Chordata, Actinopteri, Atheriniformes, Atherinopsidae.